CGUCGCUUGUUGUCACAUUGAUUCAUCUUUGUACAUCGCCAGGCCAACGUGAUUCGUUUGUUCUACGCUUUGUUGAACACCCCCGGACGAUCAUAGCCGACGAUGUUCGGCAAAGAGUAGUGACAUAGACAGACAGACUCAGGCACUCGUUCAUACUCAUACACACACAGAUCCCAAUCUCACACACACACAGAAAUCCAUUCUCAAAAACCACACUUCUUACACAGACACACACACUCACCCACUCACUCAUCCAAUCUCAAAUACACACACUAACCCACUCACUCAUUCACUAUCAAACACACACACUCACGCACACUCAAUCUCACACACACAGACACACAGACAGACAGACAGACACUCACACUCAAUCUCUCAUCCACACACACAGACACUCACCCACGCUCAAUCUCACACACACAGACACUCACACUCAAUCUCUCAUCCACACACGCAGACACAGACACUCACCCAUGCUCAAUCUCACACACACACACACAGACACUCACCCCCACCCCCCUCAGCCAUACACACACACGGACACCCACCCACGUUCAACCACAUAUUUUGCGGUCAACAAAGUGUGGCGAGUGACUGGGAGACUCUGAGUGCAGUCCGGUGACGAGGAGCAGAACAGCGGCAUGGCCCCGUGGACAGCGAUGCGUCGUCUGCUCCUGCUGCUGCUGCUACUGCUGGGUUCCCUGCACGAGCCGUCUCUCGCCGACGAGUGCGGCGACGAGUUCUACAAAUCGCCAGAAGGUUUCUGCUGCGUACUCUGCCGUGCAGGGACGUACAAGGUCAUGGACUGCAUCAGCGGUGGAGGGAAUGGCAUGUGCGAUCUGUGCCCCAAGGGCUCAUUCAUGAGCAGAGACAACAGCGAGGAGAUGUGCAUGCCAUGUAGCAGCUGCGGACCAGACGAGGAGGCGGUCGUGAACUGCUUCAUGGCCCAGGACACCGAGUGUUGGUGCAGGGAAGGGCUUAAGAGAGACGCCGAUGACUCACAGCGCUGUGUUCCCGACGACUCACGGACCGGUGUCCAUCAAGGGUAUAAGACAGCUGCCAUUGGAUUGGCGUUCACCCUCGUAAGCAUACUCGCGCUGAAAUUAGGAGUGAUCGUCUUCAAGGGACGAGACUUGCCGACAUUAGGAUGCACGUACCAGCACGGCGCUGCAAUCGAAGGGUACCGAAUUGUUCCUUCCCAAAUUCUGGAAAUGCAAACAGAUGGAUAUCAGGUGAAGAUUGGGAGCGAGGCGGUGAAUCUCACCUGCGACAGCAGCGAGAACAUCAAGGCAUCAAUCCGGGUGGAUCCCUCGCACCUCCUACAGCACCUCCAUCACUUCAAAAUGAUCCCGGCCAACGUCUAUGAAGAGGCGAAAGACAGGAGUCGCAGGGAGUGCGUGGAGCUCAUACUGAGCCACUUCACCAGCCAGGGGGAGCUGGGCUGUGAGAAACUCUGGGAGGUUCUCUACUACUUCAGUAACAACUACGUGCAGCUGCGGAAAAAGGUCCACAGCAGCGGCGUGGCGGUGCGCUCUGUCCAUAGCAAGCAUGCUGACUUGAAGGCGUGGAUCGGAAAGAACCCAGGGCAACUUCUCGAGCUGCUGAUGAGGCAAGGACGGAUCACCACCGAGCUCCUCACCAGGGCCAGGGGCGAGCGAGACGAGUAUGAGUGUGCUGCUCGCAUCCUCGACUACUUCGUGGAGAGAGGCAAUGACGACUGCCUCAAGCUGCUGCUCACUCUGCAGGACGUGGGGCCGGUGUAUCCCGAAGUCGAGCAGUGGCUGAGAUCCCUCGAAUUUCUCAAAGAGAUCUCCAACACGUUCAUCGUGUGCCUGAACCGGCACUCCGACCACGUGCUUCACGAUCGAAUCCGCCUCAACAAGACGACGCUGAUUAGAGCUCUAGCGAAAGGGCCAAAUAUGCUGAUCGCACAACUUCACAACCGGGGCUUUCUCACCAAUAACCACAGACAGAUGCUGAUAAACAUGGACUCUACUGAGGCCACGGUGCAGCUGCUGGACUUUGUCCUGAGCAAGGAUCAGUGGAGCGCCAAGGCUUUCUGGGAGCUCCUGUGGGAGCUGAAGAAUUCGUACCCUCAACUCGGGGACACCUUCGAUGGCUUCCUGAGGAAACAAGUGGAGGCGAAGAGUAAGCUGGCGGGCUGAUGAAUGUUGCCAGCUUGGGACACUGGCCGACUGUUCAUGGCAACAGUCGCUGAAGUGGAAAUUUCACGCUUUUAAAAUAUGGUGGUAUAAUAUUAAUUUAAAAAAACAAAUUGGAAUUUGACCCCGUCAGCAUUUAUGUUCAAGCGUUUACACUUUACAAGAAAAUAAGGGGUUCAGGAACUAAUUAUGCAACGAUAGACUACUAAAACGUGGCAAUUUCUUGGGAUGACGUUUGACUCUCCUCCUCAACAGCAGCAGCAACGUCCAGUGUUGGGGCAGCUGCUGUUAGCAAGUAGUACCUGUGAAGGCCGGUACGGCACACAAGAGGGGGUGAGUGGCCAACACCACGCCCAGCCGCAUUUAUCUCUUCAGCGGCGAUGUUUUUACACAUCGCACCAGGUACUUAUUUUGAGGCUGAGUCGACCUAGAGGAAGCCGACCUAG
Lethenteron reissneri (Far Eastern brook lamprey) is the source of this 2608-nucleotide messenger RNA. RefSeq lists its product as uncharacterized. NCBI's taxonomy places the organism in Eukaryota, Metazoa, Chordata, Hyperoartia, Petromyzontiformes, Petromyzontidae. The record is from RefSeq and is a predicted model, not a curated record. Gene Ontology annotation, cellular component: plasma membrane; cell surface. Gene Ontology annotation, molecular function: protein binding. Gene Ontology annotation, biological process: TRAIL-activated apoptotic signaling pathway; positive regulation of apoptotic process.